Molecule: messenger RNA, 1956 nt
Organism: Arctia plantaginis
Lineage: Eukaryota; Metazoa; Arthropoda; Insecta; Lepidoptera; Erebidae
Source: the annotation of a GenBank genome assembly
AUGCCAAGGGUUGAGCGCUCACCACCACCUACUCCCACACAUGAGAUGAAUGUCCAACCCGUUUUUUCAACUCCGGAAGUGUACCAAAACAUGAACGAACGUGAAAAUUCAAAUACUACUUCACGAACAAAGCGCUUACGGCCUGAUUUCUCCCCGGAAUGUGAACUGAAAUCCUUCGAGGAAAAGGUAAUGCAGAUGCUUACCUUGUGGAAAGGCGAACAGGAUGUUCUGCUUGAGAAAUUGUCAUCGGAAAUAUCGGCCAUUAAGCUUCAAAAUGCAGAGAUAAAAAAAAUGAAUGCUGAUGUGUUGAAAUCAACUGAAUUCUUAAGCGCUGACUAUUACAUAGUGGACCUGGAAAAGAAAGUGGUUGAUCUACAGCUCGGCUCGCGUUCGUCCUGCAUAGAAAUUAGGAAUGUUCCAUCAAAUGACAUGGAAACCAGUAGUGACCUGACAUCUAUUGUCCACAAAACAUGUGGUACAAAAAACUUUAAAUAUUGGGAUAAAAAAGGAAUACCUUAUUGCAGACCUAUCCCAUUCUUUGGCAACAGUUUCAGAAAAUAUUUGGGAAAGAUAAGCCCAACUGACCAAAUGACAGAAAUUUAUAGAAACUUCCCGGAAGCAAAGUGCGUUGGAUGCUUUGAGUCGGUUCACCCAGCGUUGGUGUUACGAGAUCCACAGUUAAUCAAACACGUUUUAGUGGCAGAUUUCCUCCAUUUUUAUCCAAAAGGUAUAAAUAUGCAUCAAACAGAACCACUUCUGAAUAAUAUUUUCUCUGCUGACGGCGAUUUGUGGAAAGUGUUACGGCAAAAGUUAACCGUUGGGUUUACGACGAGUAAGCUCAAGGCGAUGUAUCCCGUACUGCAGCAACAAGCUGACAGAUUAGAAAAAAUCGUUUAUGAAGCAACCGCUAAAUGUGAGGAAGUAGAUGUGCGGGAUUUAAUGGCAAGAUUUACGACAGAUGCAAUCGUUGCCUGCGGAUUUGGCGUUGAUGAGAAUUCUUUGAACGAUGAAUCCUCGAUUUUCAGAAAACUUGGAAAGAGAAUCUUUGAUAUAAAGUUAAGAGAUCAAUUGGUAUUUGCGUCAAAAUUUAUAGCAACAGAUACUUUUAAAAACUUCAGGAUAUUCGCUCCUGAAAUUGAAGAUUAUAUUACCAACAUAGUAAAAAGCAUUAUUAAGGCCAGGGACUACAAACCGAUAGGCCGAAGAGAUUUUAUUGACUUACUUCUAGAGUUACGUAAUAAGCAGACUUUGAUUGGCGGAUCUUUAACAAAACUGGACGAGAAUGGAUUACCAGAGAAAUGUGAAAUAGGUUUUGAUGAUAACCUUUUGAUUGCUCAAGCUUUUAUAUUAUUCGCAGCAGGAUAUGAAACUUCAGCAGCUACAUUAAGCUUCACAAUGAAUCAACUCGCCUAUAAUCCAGAAGUACAAAAAAAAUGUCAAGUAGAAAUUGAUUCAGUUUUGAAAGAACACGGCGAAAUGUCUUACGAAGCUGUUAUGAAAAUGAAAUAUCUGGAAAUGGUAUUCAAGGAAGGUUUGAGAAUGUAUCCUCCAAUAGGAUUUUUCGUACGACAAUGUGCAAAGAAAUAUACGUUUCCAGAAACAAAUUUGACAAUAGACAAAGGCAUUUCUGUUUUUAUACCAGUUCAAGCUAUUCAGAACGACGAAAAGCAUUUUGAAGAACCUCAUCAGUUUAUUCCCGAAAGAUUUGAUCCUAAAAAUAUGAAUAAUAUCAAAAAGUAUACGUACUUACCAUUUGGGGAUGGACCGAGGAUUUGCUUAGGCAUGCGUCUUGGCAUUCUGGAGUCACUAUUAGCAUUGGCGACGAUCCUUAGAAAGUAUACGAUAGUGCCAUCUGUGAAUAGUCGCCGGAACCUUAUCACGGACCCAACUAUCGCAUUAGUCCAGAACAUAAAAGGUGGAAUUCCUUUAAAAUUUGUGCUAAAAGCGACACAAUGA